Molecule: messenger RNA, 1744 nt
Organism: Paramecium sonneborni
Lineage: Eukaryota; Ciliophora; Oligohymenophorea; Peniculida; Parameciidae
Source: the annotation of a GenBank genome assembly
UAUGGGAAUAGAUUCUUUAUUAAAAGCUCUCAAAUCUGUCACAAAGCCUAGACAUAUUUCUGAAUAUUCAAAUAAGAAAAUAGCUGUAGAUACAUAUUGUUGGUAAUUUCAAACAUAAUAACUUAGGUUACAUAAAGGAAUAUUUUUAUGUGCAUAAGAAUUAUAAGAUGGAAGAGAAACUAAUGAGCAUAUAAAUUAUUGUCUAAAAAAAGUUGAGUUGCUUAAAAAAUAUAACAUUACUGUCAUUAUGGUAUUUGAUGGAGCUAAAUUGCCAAGCAAAAAAUGUACAGAAGAAGAGCGGGAAAAGUAAUAUAAAUAUAUAUUAAUUAGAAAGAGAAAUGAUAAUCUUUAAAAACAUUUAGAAUUUAAAUAGCAGGGAGAGAAAGAGAAAGCAUAUUAAAAAUUAGUAGAAUCAAUAGAUGUUACUCCUUAGAUGGCAUCUAAAUUAUUGGAAGCUUUGAGAAUUAGAAAUAUUGAAUGCAUAGUUGCUCCAUAUGAAGCAGAUGCUUAAUUAGCAUAUUUAUCAUUAACAGAAUAUGUUGAUGUAAUAAUAACUGAAGAUUCUGAUCUUAUUGCUUAUGGAGCUAAAAAAGUCCUUUAUAAAUUGGACAAAUUUGGUUAUGGUGAAGAAAUUGAUUACGAAGUCAUUUAAACUUGUAGUGAUUAUAAUUUUUAAAAUUGGCAUCAUCAAAAAUUCCUAACUUUUUGUAUCUUAUCAGGUUGUGAUUAUUUGGGUUCAAUAAAUGGUAUAGGAAUCAAAAGAGCUUAUUAAAUAGUAGCAACUUCAUAAAACUAUAGAUAAGCUAUUGAUAAUCUUUAGAGAAAGCAAAAAGUAUCUGUUCCUUUUGAUUAUAUUGAAUCAUUUGAGAAAGCGUAUCUAACCUUUCUAUUUUAGAGAGUAUUUUGUCCAGUCUAAAGAAAAAUGGUAACAGUUCAUACAUUUGAUACAGAUCUUUUAUAUCCAUAGAUGAAAUCACUUUUAGAAGGAAAUCUUGAUUUUUUAGGAAAUGUUUAUACAGAUAUGUUAAUAUAAGACAUAGCAGAUGGAAAAAUAUGUCCAUAAGAUUUAAAACCAUAUUCUUAAACAUCAAAAAAUUAUAAGUAAUAAAUUAUUGAUAAAAAAUAAAUAAAUGAUAAUGAUAAUGAUUUAUUUUAAAUACCAACAUCUGUAAAAGAAAAAAAUCAAUAAGUAUUUAAAUUUAUUAAAAAAUCAUAAUCUUCAAAAAUAAAUAUAGAAGAAUCUUUUGAAAGAUCAGGAGAAACAAAAGUAUCUAAUUAUUCCUAAAUUGUUAAAUCAAAAUCUAAAGAAAACAAUCAAAAAAUUAUAAUUGAUAACUAAUAAAACUUUGAAUAAACUAAUUUAUUUUCAAGUUAACAAGAGACACUUAAAUAAAAAUCAUUAAUCAACAACAAUAUUCUAACCAAUUAAAUUUAAAAGAAGAAUUCCAAAAUUGUAAUAAAACAUGAAUAAAAAAGAAUUAAUCAAUAUUUCUAACCUUCUUUCAAACCAUUUAAACCACCAUCAUCUGUGAUUUAGAAAUAAAAUAAAAUUUCUACAGAGAUCAAUAAAAUUGAAGAAGAAAUUUAAAGAAUAGAUUAGAAUCUUAAUUCAUAAGUUGAAGAAGAAUUUUAAUAAUAUAGUAUUUCUGAAGAGUUUUCUGAUAAUUAUUAAAAAAGAUUCUAUUAUACUGAUUUUGGUCUUUUCUUAAAUCAAGAACUCUAAUUCAAAUAAAUUUAAUUUUGA